Elgaria multicarinata webbii is the source of this 909-nucleotide messenger RNA. RefSeq names its product olfactory receptor 13H1-like. The record is from RefSeq and is a predicted model, not a curated record. Gene Ontology annotation, cellular component: plasma membrane. The coding region runs from base 1 to 909 and encodes 302 amino acids. Lineage: Eukaryota; Metazoa; Chordata; Lepidosauria; Squamata; Anguidae. The transcript is spliced from 2 exons. Gene Ontology annotation, biological process: detection of chemical stimulus involved in sensory perception of smell; G protein-coupled receptor signaling pathway. Gene Ontology annotation, molecular function: G protein-coupled receptor activity; olfactory receptor activity.
AUGUAUUUCUUUAUUUCUGUCCUCUCCUCUAUAGACCUCAUCAUUACCAACAAUAUCCUUCCUGAGAUCUUGGUCAACUGUUUCAUUUACAGGCCCACCAUUUCUUUCUCCAGAUGCUUGUCCCAGAUGUAUCUUGGUGUCUUACUUUUUGCAACAGAUUGCAUCCUCCUUGCUGUCAUGGCAUAUGACCGCUUUGCAGCUAUAUGCCAGCCCUUAUACUACAUGCAGUUCAUGAGCUGGAGGCUUUGCAUCGGUUUGGCAGCUACAUCUGUGGCCUUCUCCUUCCUGUUAACCCUAAUCAAUGUGCUCUUGCAGCCUACUGACCUCUGUGGCCAGCGCAUCAUCAACCAUUUUGGAUGUGAGCUGCAGUCUUUCCUCAAACUGGCUUGCUCUGACACACACUUUAGUGAGCUCUUCAUGUAUGUUUCCUGCCUCUUUCUCCUAAUACUACCCUUUGGUUUCAUUGUUGUGACAUAUAGACGGAUAGGCCUGGCUGUACUGCGCAUCCACUCGACACAGGGCCGCAGGAAAGCCUUCUCCACCUGUAGCUCUCACUUUGCUGUGGUCACUGUCUUUUAUGGGACAAUCAUGAUCAUGUAUUUGAGCCCACAAGGGAAAUCUGUUUCUUACAAGGACAAAAUCAUACCCUUGAUGUAUGGGGCUCUGACUCCCACACUCAACCCUUUGAUCUACAGCCUGAGAAACAAAGAUGUGAAGGGAGCAUUCUGGAAACUGGUUGGAAGGAAGCAUCAAUCUGAUUUGGAAAAAGAUAGUGAAGAAAGUACAGCUGAGGCAGAGGUAGAAAUGGCCGCCAAAGCUGGCAUUGAUCCAGAUACACAACUAGCGACUAUGGCCGAAAUUACAGUUCUAAUGAAAGGGAUGAAAGAAGCGAUUUUUGGGGAAAUUUAG